UGGAGUGUGACGCUGCGCGGACGCGACGAUCUGAUUGGCUGGACGCUCUUGCUGCGACGCUCUUGACGCGCUGUCCUGCAGCAGCGGCGAGGGGCAGACGCUCGCUCGCGGAGGUGAUGCUGAAGACGCUCUCGGCUUCUCUCAGAUCCGAGAGUUUUCCUAAAUGAUCAGCCGCACCUUGUUCAGUUCUGGUGUCUCCUCCUGUCUGUUGUCAUAGAAACGGCCAUCAGCUGAGAGACGGAGGACCACGACAUCACCAGCUGGAGAACAAGACUGCUACUUCACUGAGCCUGGUCUGGAUUCUGCUUUCACACAUCAGGACGAGAUGGAUCCGCUCGAGCGCCGCGCCGCUGAGGUGGAGCUCCAGACAACCGAGAGAAUAAAGUGUUUGAGCGAUGGAGGAUACGAACUGCAAAAUCAUCAGAUGGUGACAGACAUGGAGAAUAACAUCACAGUGAGCACACAUCCACUGGAGAGCACAGUACUGAUCAUCCAUCAUGACUGGCAAGACUUCCUGCAGACACAGGAUAUCCUGGAGAAGAGAAGCCCCUCCCCUCCCUCUCUGUCCUCAGACAAGAUGAGCACGUCCAUCAGCAUGACCACCCUAUCAGACGGCAGCACCCCUGUAAGCCCCACCCUCUUUCCUCUUCCGCAGGCUGUUGGUGUAGCUGCAGUAGUUUGAGGUGUUUGUUAAUUUUAGGUCAGUUUGGUCUGAAGAACAUGACGUUGAGGAGCAUCAAAUGCAUUUGGUAAUGCUGGUGUUCAGACAUGUUCCCUGGUAGUAAUCAAGAUAUUAUUUGACAUACCUUUGACUUACGUACUAUGU
This is a messenger RNA of Carassius carassius (crucian carp), 826 nucleotides long. RefSeq names its product IQ domain-containing protein J-like. The record is from RefSeq and is a predicted model, not a curated record. The transcript has 6 exons. The coding region runs from base 326 to 682 and encodes 118 amino acids. NCBI's taxonomy places the organism in Eukaryota, Metazoa, Chordata, Actinopteri, Cypriniformes, Cyprinidae.